Asterias rubens (European starfish) is the source of this 1834-nucleotide messenger RNA. Its product is annotated as CDP-diacylglycerol--inositol 3-phosphatidyltransferase 1-like. NCBI's taxonomy places the organism in Eukaryota, Metazoa, Echinodermata, Asteroidea, Forcipulatida, Asteriidae. The record is from RefSeq and is a predicted model, not a curated record. Gene Ontology annotation, molecular function: phosphotransferase activity, for other substituted phosphate groups. The transcript has 7 exons. Gene Ontology annotation, biological process: phospholipid biosynthetic process. Gene Ontology annotation, cellular component: membrane. The coding region runs from base 67 to 732 and encodes 221 amino acids.
ACGUGCUCGUUAAAAUUUAAUGUGUAGGGGAGGCUGUUUUUGUGCCAGUUUUGUGCAUGGAUUUUGAUGAGCCGUGAAAUGGCUGAUAACAUCUAUUUGUACGUUCCAAAUGUUAUUGGCUAUGUGAGGCUACUCCUGAUAGUCCUGGCCUGGUUUUAUCUGAGCUAUCCACUCCGGUUUAUCGGCUUCUACUUGACAUCAGUCAUUCUAGAUGAUUUGGAUGGAGCUGUUGCAAGAAGAUUGCACCAGACAUCAACAUUUGGAGCUUGGCUCGAUGUUGUCAUUGAUAAUAUUGGACGAGGGAUGAUUUGGAGUCAAGUUUUUCAGUGGGGGUGUUUUGUUUCGGCAUUGGAGUGGUGUGUUCUAGUUUGUACACAUACUGCGGGAGCACAGUGGAAGUCAAGUUACAGUGAAGUACCAUGGCUUGUUAGAAAAGUUAUGGCAAAUGGUUUUCGAACCCCAAUCGGGCUGUACACAGUAUGGUGCCUUCAUCUAUUACCACUUUGGUUAUACGCACACAAGACUGGUGUCCUGACUGCACACAUUCCAAGAAGUGUUGUGUAUUUUGUGAUAGGCAUCCUCGUUUUUGGAAGAGCUGUUUGUGCUACAGUAGAGGUGUAUUGCAUCUGGGCACACAUCCAGCAACUAAUCAACACUGACAUGGGCGGGAAAAAUGUUCCCAAAGGAGAAAAAGACCAGCACCCAGAGCUGCUGAAGAAUCUUGGCAAGUAGUAAAUGUAGGAUAUGAAACUUUGCAUGAUGGAAGGAUUUGAAACUUUGCAUGAAAGACUAGAGAGGUUUGCGGUAACAUCAUGUGAAAAUCUCUUUUGAAUAGUGUUGUUCUGAAUAAAGGACCUGUAGUUAACAACUCAAAUUGUUUUGAUCAGUAUGGUCUGAUCAUCUUCAGGAGAAUGCUGGACUCUUUUGCUGUAGUAAAUGUAUUUCACCACAUGCAUGUGAGGGACAGGAAGAUCUGGGGGUAGACUGGUCCCCAGUCCUUAUCUGCAAGGAUAAGGACUGGUUUUAGUUUAUGUAUAGUGGACAUGUAUGCCAAAUUUAACUGAGAAUCUCCAGAACCAAGAUGACCCAUGUGAAAUGAUGCGAGGUCACGUGGGCUCAACCGCAGAUCUCUGGCCUAAUUCACGAGCCUUAAAGUGUGACGUCAGAUAUGCAGGCUAGAUCUGGGGAUACUUCUCUUAUUUUUUCUAUGGUCACAUCAAUGACCGAUGACACCACUUGGUAUAGAAGAAGACGUAGGGCGCCCUCUAGCACUCAUGUGUAUACAGUAGGCACACAGCAUCUUGAAUAAUGGAUGAUAGGAGUUAAGCCUUGCUAUUUGUUUUGCCGCAAACCGACUGAAUUAUUUAGUGCAGACAUAAAACUGCAUUGUUAUGACUCCUGGUUGCUGAGUUGGCCUUCAGAUGCAUUAUUUUGUUGAAGAGGAUAAGUAUAGUCAUGGCAAGAGCAACUCCUAAUGAUACCAAUGGAUGUAGAGACCGAAAACAGAUUAUGCACUCACUCUGUGCAAUUAUUUAUAGACUGUACAAAAGAGUGUUACACACUGCACUAGGAUCUUGAUUUCGAAUGAGAUCUUUUGAAGAGGCAGUAUUCUUUAUUUUGGGAUGAUGGUUUUAUGGGUUGGGUGAGAAUGGAUGUUAUGGUGUAGUCCAACUCAUUAGACGAUGACCGAUGGUGUUAUGAUCUGGGCCCAAUUUCGUAGAGCUGCUUAAAAGCAGAAAACAUUUUUUAAAUGUGAAGUGUUAUUUUGUCAAGUAAUCUAUUUCUGCUUACCAACAUUUGUCUGUGCUCAGCUACUUGUUGUGCUUAAGCAGCU